This is a messenger RNA of Stomoxys calcitrans (stable fly), 482 nucleotides long. RefSeq lists its product as uncharacterized. NCBI's taxonomy places the organism in Eukaryota, Metazoa, Arthropoda, Insecta, Diptera, Muscidae. The record is from RefSeq and is a predicted model, not a curated record. Bases 92 to 430 code for a protein of 112 amino acids. The transcript has 2 exons.
GGAAAUAAAAUGACAUGUUUUUUAAUUUUCACCAAUUUGUUUUUUUUUCAAUACCUAAAAAAAUUCUUCAUCAAUAUAAAUAUUUUAAAUAAUGGAAAUACGAAAUUUUAUUACAACUAGACAAUGGAAUCGGGGGUCAGGCGUGAAUGGGUUAAAAAACUCUAAAAAAACCACAACAGAAGACCAAAUGUGGGCCGCUGGAGGACUUUUGCGAGAUGUGCGUCUUCCAAGAUUCUCCAAAAUAAUCAAGGAAAUUGCAGAUGGAAUUAGAGCUGGUGGUGGACUUAUGCGAGAGGUGUGCCUAUCAAAAUUGCCCAAAAGAACUAACGAAAUUGCUGAUGGAAUUGGAACUGGUUCCCUGUCUAAUGAUAAGGAUGCCAAAUGUCAUGUUUACUAUUUUGGAAAUGAUGCAAACGAUAAGAAGACAUAAUGCGAAAAAGAAAACAACUCAGAAGAGAUUUACAUAGAUGAUUUUAAUGUUA